Molecule: messenger RNA, 450 nt
Organism: Peronospora belbahrii
Lineage: Eukaryota; Oomycota; Peronosporomycetes; Peronosporales; Peronosporaceae
Source: the annotation of a GenBank genome assembly
AUGACAACGUGGUUUCAAAAGGAGAUCGUCCUAACGGCACCCAGUCGUGGCUUUCACUUGGUGACACAGGAAGUUCGAAAGCAGUUACCAGAAAUGGCUCGAGUAAAAAUUGGCAUGGCCAAUUUAUUUAUCAAACAUACGUCUGCUUCGCUCAGUAUUAAUGAGAAUUGUGACCCGGACGUUCGGACCGACAUGGAGGGGGCAUUUAAUCGCAUUGUACCGGAAUCGUGGAAUAAAGAAUUUUUCCGUCAUACGGAUGAAGGCAAUGACGACAUGCCAGGACACAUCAAGUCGACGUUGAUCGGUGCGUCGGUGAAUAUCCCGAUUACUGAUGGUAAAUUCAACCUCGGGACGUGGCAAGGCAUUUAUUUGUGCGAACACCGCGACGUCGGCGGCUGGGGCACUGGCCACCGUCGCAAAGUUGUCGUCACGAUUCAAGGGUCUACGUAG